UCAUAAACUAUUUAAGCGAAAGCCUUGAGAGAAGCCAGUUUAAAGUUGUCAGCCAUUCAAUCUAGUGCGUGCAAUCGCGGAAAAAACGAAAAUGAAUCUAACAGUAGGACUUUCCCUUUUGUUCAGUGUAGUUUCACUUACAAGUGCAGCUAGUAUACAGCGGAGUGAUGAAGCAGAUGUUGUCACCUCAAUACUGGAAGGUUUGAAUUUAAACGACGUUCUUAUUGAAUUGAUCGAGCAAUUCAAGAACAUUAUGCCUUGUGGGAUUCCUAGCUUGGGAGUUCCAGCUUUGGUGCCUUUUGAGCUAAAUCACACUGCAUUCAAAAUUGAUAAACCUGGACUUCUGUACUUUGAUGGAGAGAUCAACGACUUAUUUGUUGAUGACAUGAACAAUUUCGAUGUUGUGAACGUUGAUCUUCAGAUCUUCAAGCUGAAAUUAGACUUCAGUUUUCUUUUCCACUCAAUUAAAACUACUGGAAAGUAUAAGGCACAAGGAAAAGCCUUGAGUUUUAUUCCAUUCAACAGGAGCGGAAAUUUUGGAUUCAACUUCAAUGGUUUGAGCCUAGCUGGAUCAAUUAAAGUGGCAUUGAAUGGCGAUAAGCUGCUUGUCGAAGAGUUUAAGUUGUACCCAACAGUGAAAUCUGUGAAUUCCAAAUUCGAACACGUUUUCUUCCUACCACUCACUAACCUGAUCUUCAAUAAAAUCGUUGAGUCAGUUGUGCCAAAAUACCUGAGGGAAAAUCAAGAGGACGUUUCAUUGUUCCUGGAGAGUUACAUCAAACCAGAAGUCAACGAGCUAUUGGGAGACUACACUCUUGAAGAUCUCAUGGGUUUGCUACAGGGUUCAGAAAAUGGAACCAUUCCAAGCACUUGUUAAAUGUACUCAUUUGGUCGUUAUCUCAAACUCAUCAUCGAAUCCUUCCAUUAGUUGCAAUCAACACCCACCAUAACAAGGGCAAAUAAAAAUGUUUACUGAAAAGAGAAA
Aedes aegypti (yellow fever mosquito) is the source of this 985-nucleotide messenger RNA. RefSeq lists its product as uncharacterized. The coding region runs from base 92 to 877 and encodes 261 amino acids. The record is from RefSeq and is a predicted model, not a curated record. Lineage: Eukaryota; Metazoa; Arthropoda; Insecta; Diptera; Culicidae. The transcript is spliced from 3 exons.